Messenger RNA from Emiliania huxleyi CCMP1516, 579 nucleotides. RefSeq lists its product as hypothetical. Bases 1 to 579 code for a protein of 192 amino acids. Lineage: Eukaryota; Haptophyta; Isochrysidales; Noelaerhabdaceae. The transcript is spliced from 2 exons. The record is from RefSeq and is a predicted model, not a curated record.
AUGACCUCGCACACUCUACCCCGAGACUCGACGGCCUUCGACUUCAUCGAGAGCCUCGGCGGGCGAGACCGCUACAUCGAGCGCAUGCGCGAGCACGGCCGCCGCCUGGCGCAGCUCAGAGAGGCGCAGCAGCGGCGCCCUUCACAGCUCACCACCACCAGAGAUGUCGAAGGCCUUCGCCGGACGGCGCCCGCACCGCCGCCGCCGCGCUCGGGCGUCGACAACCAGUGGGCACCCGGCACGUCGCCGCAGGAACUAUCCCGCCGGCUGUCGGAGAACCGGCAGCGGCGCGACGAGUCGCUGGAGGCGCACGCGAGACGGCGCAUGCACAUGGAGCGCCGCAUCGCGAGGCAGGCGUCGCGCCUCUCGAUGCAGCAGAUGCGGCCGCCCUACCAGAUGCGCGCCUCGGCGCCACUGCCGCCGGAGCUGGUUUGGAGGGAGAUUGUCGAGCAGAGGCUCUUCCGCGAGGCCGAGCUCCGCCCCUUCCUCUCGCGGGCGGAGCGCGACUUGGCCGGCGUCGAGGACUCGGAGACUCUCGCCGACGUCCUCGCCGACGUGCGAGCCGCGUUCUUCCUGUGA